Molecule: messenger RNA, 396 nt
Organism: Eupeodes corollae
Lineage: Eukaryota; Metazoa; Arthropoda; Insecta; Diptera; Syrphidae
Exons: 2
Coding region: 1-396 (131 amino acids)
Biological process (GO): DNA integration
Molecular function (GO): nucleic acid binding
Source: RefSeq, a predicted model, not a curated record
AUGGAAAUCGUUAUAUUCUGGUCGUCAUGGAUUACUUCAGCAAGUGGCCUGAAGCAUACGCCAUUCAACUGGGAAGUUUGUGGGCUUCUUGUCAUCAAGAAGACAAGAACAACACCACUUCACCCACAAUCUGAUGGCAUGGUCGAACGAUUUAACCGAACCCUGAAGGAACAUCUUUGCAAAAUUGUGGACAACAACCAGCGAGAUUGGUUUCGACACAUUCCCCUGUUUUUGAUGGCGUAUCGAAGUGCAAGACAUAGCUCAACUGGCCAUACACCGUCUGGGAUUUUGAUAGUAAGGAACAUCAGACUGCCGAGCGAAAUAAAAUUCGGAUGUCCCACGUCGGAUCCGCAAGCCGAGGAUGACAUUGAUGACCUCAGAGAGAGACUCAUUUAG